AUGAAGCCACAAUUGGGUGCACGACUGGGUGCUACGCUGGGGUGCAUCUUGGUCACAGCCUUGUCGAUCUGGACAUGCUUGGGUGCAAGUCGAUUCUAUUGGAAAGCCAAGGCUUGGGGGGAGCCUGAGACGUGGCGAGAAAGCAGCUGCCAAGUCUUAUCUGCAGGAGUAAGCUGUGCAGACGAGGAUGGUGUACAUCCCUGCGAUUUGAAUCCUCAUGCCACUUUCGUGCCCACUGGGAGUCCUCCAGUCUUUGGAAGUGAUCAGCUCUCAGUCUGCCCAGGAACCUUUUGGUGCGCAAGGGAGACUGAGCUUUGCCGCUGCAGUGGCGAGGUCAUCUAUGCAGCACUGCUCUUCAAUGGCCAGGUCUACACCCCAGCCACCGUCGACAACGACUAUCGUGUCUCCACUCCAAGCGGCACGGUGCGUUGCGGCAGCGACGCCCACGGGCAGCCGCUUGGGGACCCGGCCCCGGGGCAGACGAAGUACUGCUGGUGCACACCACAGGAAUUGUCGGAUUUGGUGCAGCCAUCCUCAACCCUGCAGUGCUCUGAAGCAACGAAGAAGGACUUCGAUGCGGGCCGGCGGCUCCUCGACAUGGGCCGCCGGCGACGUGUGGUUUACAGUGGCUGGGCACUGGUGGAGGUGGAGCAGCAGAAGACCUGCGCCUAUGAGUACGGUCUACCUUCAGCCACCAACGAUGAGAUCUACCCUGCACGCACCAAUGCACUGGCGCAGGAAUGGGGAAAGCAGCCAAUGAGAGACUGCUGGGUGCGCACUGCUGGGGCUUCUGGGGAUGCCUUUGGCACAAUUUGUUCGGUGGCUUUGGCACGGCCGGACAGCUUCAAGGAUGCCUCCACGAACUCGAAAUGGUUUCAAAUCUUUUGGAUCAUUUUGGGUUCCUUGGGCACCGUGGUCUGCGGCAUCGGGGCCGCUCUGGCUUGCAUGGCUGAGCGUGAUGCCGCCGCUGCUGGGCCACAUGUGGACGAGAGUCAAGGUGGGGUUGCCAUUCCCGAGUACGUGCUGGCGGCGAUUCUUCAGUGGAACGUUCGGAUCCUCCAGAUGGACGCUGACUUCCGCCGAUGCACCUGGCGUGACGACAUGGUCAACACCUGCCGCAGGCCGCCGAUGCACAAGGAGGUGCAAAACCAAACGGUGGGAAUUCUAGGGCUCGGCACCAUCGGCCGCGGCGUCGCGGAGCGCGCCGCGGGGCUGAAGAUGCGGGUCUGCGCGGUGGACGCCAAGCUGCCCGCGACGGUGCCGCCCUACAUGGCCUGGGUAGGCACAGACGCGGAGCUGCCGCGGCUGCUGAAGGAGAGUGACUUCGUGGUGGUUUCCGUGCCGCUGCUGCCACAGACCAAGGGCAUGAUCGGAAUCAAGGAGCUUGCGCAGAUGAAGCCGGAUGGUGUGCUCAUCAACAUUGCUCGAGGGCCCAUCGUGGAUGAGGUGCCCUUGUGGACAGCGCUGCAGAACCAGCGGAUAGGUGGCGCAGUGCUGGAUGUCUGGUGGAAUGAUUUCUCGUGGUUCCAAAAUGGCACUUGGCCUUCCACCUUCAACUUCAGCAGCCUGCCGAAUGUCUGGAUGACGCCUCAUGUCAGUGUGAACACGGCCGAGGCACAUGAGACCACCCUGGAUCAGGCUGCAAGUAACCUUUUGGCCUUAAGCCGUGGAAAGCCUUUCCAGAAUGUGGUCCGCAACGCGAGUGACGCCGGUUCCGCCGGUCAGCGGCCAGCGGUGUUGUUGGCAUGA
Messenger RNA from Durusdinium trenchii, 1749 nucleotides. The record is from the annotation of a GenBank genome assembly. NCBI's taxonomy places the organism in Eukaryota, Dinophyceae, Suessiales, Symbiodiniaceae.